AUGGCGCAAGAAAUAUGUGCCGAACGAUCUCCUGACAAACUAUUGGACGAAGAUAAGGACAAGAACGCCGUCGUUCUGGAGUUUGAUUCGCUUGCAAAAAAUGGAAUUGGCGACCAAACUAUCAACAUUGCGAGUUUUGAAGCGGAACACAAAGUGCAUGAUGUAACGCAAGUCCUUUUCCAAGAGGAAGGUGAAGAAAACGACGGUCUAGGUGAUGACAAUGAUGAUGACGACGACGACAGUGGCACAGACAAUUUGAACGCUGAUAAGGGAGGAACCCAGCUUCAGCGAUAUGCGCGUCGUAAUGCGAGUUUACCUGAUACAUUUCAAACAAGCCAUCUCCUCUUCUAUGAAAGGUUCAAAGCCUACCAGGACUACAUACUAGGUGACUGUAAACCUUCAGAAGUCAAGUCCUUUACAGCCGACUACUUGAAAAAUGUGGUACCAUCAUUUGGUUGGCAAGCUUUAUGGUCUGCUGAGUUGUUUGAUGUUCUGGUGGAGGUUUGUGAUGUGGACUUCAGCGAACUAAAGGCCCGUGUGAAGCUCGUGCUUCCUCUGCAGUAUGAGGUCAGGGGAUGUGACUUUAAUGAGGAAGCCAUUGUAGCGUUGUUGGAGGCAACUCAGCACAAGGUUCCGCUGAUGGAACUUCAGAUUGUCUACGAUGAGUCAGGAGAAUACGACCAGACGGCCUUGGGCAUUGAACAUCUCAGAUUCUUUUACAAGCAUGUCUGGAGACUGUGGGAUGAAGAAGAUGAAGAUGAUGACUUUGAUUACUUUGUCCGUUGCGUGGAACCUCGUCUUAGACUACACUAUGACGUCUUGGAGGAGAGAGUCCCAACGGGUCUCGUAUCAGAAUACAAGAUCGUCUUGGAAGAAUGUACACAGUGCUUUCAGCAGUUUUCACUGCUACGCAACAGCCUCAGCGGUGAUUCUGACUCGGAGCUUGACAAUGUCUCCAUGGUGGAGGGCCUGAAGCUCUGUGAAAAGCUGGAAACAUUCAAACGCAAGUUGUACUUCAUUGAGAACCCGCUGUUGCGAUAUUUGCUGGGCUACAAAGGUGGUAAUGCCCGACAUCAGCUCAUCCAAAGUCGUGGGCUGAGAGAAUCUGGUCUGAAGGUUGCCCAUGUGGUCACUUGCUCCUGCACCACAAAUCAACUCCUUUCUCUGCUGAAUGACAGACUUCUCCAUCAGUUUUCUUCCGAGGACACUGAAGUCCAGUUCCAUCGAGACCCUGUUUCUGCGGUGGAUUCAUGCCAUCAGGGGGACAUGGUCUUUAUUCUCCCGGGAGUGUACAGUGUUACCAGCUCUAUCAUACUUCCAGACUCCAUAACUAUUGAGGGAUUUGGACUCCCUGAUGAGGUGGUGAUCGAGAAGAAAUACACCGGAGACUCAUUUAUUGUGUCUACAGGAGCUGAUGUCAAAAUGUUCAACAUUAAGUUAAUUCAGUAUGAUGCCAUUGAGGGGAUUUUAUGUGUGAGAAAUGGCAACAUUUCCAUGGAGAAUUGUGUGCUCCAAUGUGAGACCACUGGAGUUGUAGUCCAAACAUCUGCCCAUCUCACAAUGAAUAAAUGUGAUCUUUAUGGAUCCAAGGGGGCUGGUAUUGAGAUCUAUCCUGGAAGUGGAUGUACCUUGAUUGGCAACGGCAUCCACCACUGUAAAGAUGGGAUUCUCAUCAAGAUGAAUCAACCAAUGGACUUGGAUGUGGAUGUGAAACCUUCAAUCACCAUGGAUAACAAUGUGAUUCAUAAUAAUGAAGGUUAUGGGGUGAUUCUUGUGAAACCCACUCAAAGUCAAGACGGAGACAUUCCUUUUGACAAAUGUGAUGACAAAGAUGACCUUGUAAAGGCCGUUGAACGAAUGUUUGAAGGUGGAUCUCAGGAAAAUGUUGCCCAGCAACCCAUCACCACACCGAGCACAAUUACAAGCAAUUUGGAAGACGGUCAAUCGAAGUCGAUUGAUACUAAGAAUCAAGACAAUGUGAGUUCGGCAAGGAAUUGGCUGUUUUCUCAUCCACCUAGCAUCAAAAAGCAUGCAUCCUGUAGCCUGGCUUUGCAAGAAACAUUUGCCCACAAGAUAUUUAUCUCUUUUGAGGGAAACCAAUUCAAACGUAAUGGCGUUGGUGACUUUGGCACUUUUUUAUACUAA
Molecule: messenger RNA, 2145 nt
Organism: Nerophis lumbriciformis (worm pipefish)
Lineage: Eukaryota; Metazoa; Chordata; Actinopteri; Syngnathiformes; Syngnathidae
Source: RefSeq, a predicted model, not a curated record